AUGGAAAUCCUCAUAAACUCAAAGGGAUUGAUACUCCAUCAAACCGACUAUGCUAGUGAGAUUCUUAAGAAAUUCAAUAUGUUAGAUUGCAACUCAACCAUCACUCAUGCAGAUGCUAACAUCAUAUAUGAAGUAAAAGAAGAAGAUGAAGGUGUUGAUCCAACUAUGUUCAGAAGGCUCAUUGGUUCAUUGAGGUACUUAUGUCAAAGCAGACCAGGCAUAAGCUACUUAGUUGGAAUUGUUAGCAGGUUCAUGAGUAACCCUCUAAAAACUAAUUUCUUAUCAGCUAAGAAGAUUCUAAGAUACAUAAAUAGUACAUUGCAAUAUGGAAUUUUAUUCCUUGUGGUACAAGCAACUGAGCAGCUCGACAUGGAAGGCUAUUCAGAUGCUGAUUAG
This is a messenger RNA of Medicago truncatula (barrel medic), 396 nucleotides long. RefSeq lists its product as uncharacterized. The record is from RefSeq and is a predicted model, not a curated record. The transcript has a single exon. The coding region runs from base 1 to 396 and encodes 131 amino acids. Lineage: Eukaryota; Viridiplantae; Streptophyta; Magnoliopsida; Fabales; Fabaceae.